Sinocyclocheilus grahami is the source of this 1215-nucleotide messenger RNA. It is a transcript of the gene traf3ip2a, whose product is annotated as TRAF3 interacting protein 2a. Gene Ontology annotation, biological process: humoral immune response; positive regulation of canonical NF-kappaB signal transduction. Bases 544 to 1119 code for a protein of 191 amino acids. NCBI's taxonomy places the organism in Eukaryota, Metazoa, Chordata, Actinopteri, Cypriniformes, Cyprinidae. The record is from RefSeq and is a predicted model, not a curated record. The transcript is spliced from 8 exons.
AGAUUGGAUUAUCUAGAUGGUUGCUAUGGGCUUCCUCCUAAAGAUUUAAGGGUCAGUCCCCUCACCAAACUUUCCAUAAGUGAUUCACAACACACGGAGAGCCCUGUAGGCUUGCCCAGUCUCUACUUGCCUCAAAGUUCAGGAAGACACCUUCAGAGAGACUGUAGAGCCCACAUAGAAGAUCUGAGUGAAGAUUUCUCAGGCAUCAGUCUUCAAAAUCACUGCAGUUCCCCUGUCAUAUAUUCACACACCCAGAACCAUGUGAGUGAGGAUGAGGAGAGUCUAGAAAAGCCUAGUCCUCUUCGCUCUGACCUGGGAGAGAUUUCAUGCAGAUAUUCUCCAGCAAAACAGCCAGGAUUUUACGAUGAGUACCCACCAGAGGUUUUAUAUCACUGGCACAAGCAACCUGCAAAUUAUCCACAGCCCAAUUACCCACCGUAUCAUCCCGUACCUGAGCAUGCAAGGCCCAUCUCUAGACAAGUGGCAGUUGUGAGGCCCCCUCAAGUCACAUCCCGUCAGAGCACAGCGCCUGUGAGAGAGCUCAUGUCAGAAGUGUGUGUCCAGCCUUCCCAACCAGCUGCUGUCGGCCACCCUCAAACACUGAGACGCAACAUUAGUCUUCCUGAUGACUGCAGAGACAUUUUCAUAACAUAUUCUGUGGACACUGCAGCAGAGUUGAUGCCCUUUGUGAAUUUUUUGAUUAAUCAGGGAUUCAGACCUGCUAUUGAUAUAUUUGAAGACCGAGUUAGACAAAUGGACAUCAACAAAUGGAUGGACAGUUUUUUAAAAAAUAAGUCAGUGUUAAUCAUUGUAGUGAUCAGUCCAAAGUAUAAGACAGAUGUUGAGGGAGAUGGAUCUGAUCAACAUGGACUACACACCAAGUACAUACACACUCAGAUCCAAAAUGAAUUCAUUCUGCAGAGAUGUCUAAACUUCAGAUUGGUACCAGUGCUGUUUCCCAGUGCUAACCAAAGUCAUGUUCCACUCUGGCUACAGAGCACACGUCUGUACAGGUGGCCUGAGGAUGCUAAGGACCUGUUACUGCGUUUACUCAGGGAGGAAAAAUACAUUGUCCCUCCUCUGGGCAAAGAGCUGAUGCUCACUAUCAAACCCCUGUAAAAGUGAAUCUUGUGAAAUCAUGUCUAGUUCACAUUUCACCUCAAAAUCAAAAGAAAAGAUAAGAAAAUUAUAUUUUGUUCAAAUAUAUAUUUUGUU